AGCGAUCGACACAAGAGAACACAAGGAACACAAGGACACUUUAACACUAAUUAAUCCUAAAUAGUCUGCUGUUGCUGAACAUAUUGUGUCUCAGGCGCAUGUGAUCAAUUGGGAUUAUAAAAUUCUGGACAGAGAACCACCCAGCGUAAAGGUUCCAAAUCAGGGCGUGGACUGGUACCGUUAAAAAUAAGACAAACGAAUAAAACUAAGGCCAAGUUCAUUUCUUCAGUCGUCACAACACACUAGUUGGGAAUAAUACCCGUGACGCUCUGCCGAUAUAAUCUUAGUGGAUUAAAAAACUGCUGAGAAGAUGAUGAACGGCGGCCGACAAGAGGAAGUCGUGAAGAGCAGCAUUCAGCUGAAGUUUCAAGAUGAGAACAUUGAGAGACAAGCGCAAAUUCUGAACCAUUGUUUCGACGACAUGGAACGAUUCAUUGCUAAAAUCAAGGCAAAGGCGGAACAGUUUCAACGCUGGUCAAAAGUUGUCAAGUUGUAUGGAGAGAGAAAAGCCAGUAAAAAAGGUGAGAAACCAACAAACAUAAAAGAACAAGAGUUUAUCACUGUUUUACAAAAGAUAAAAAUGGCAUUUAACAUAUUGGCAAAACUACAAGCAGUAAUGGAAAACCCGUCUCCGGAGGAACUGAUCCAUAAUAUGUUUAUCCCCUUGAGGUUGAUCAUCGACGCUAGCCUUGAUAAAUUGAAUAGGCCAACUCUUGCAACAACUGUUAUCUUCCCUCUAUUGUCUGUAGAAGCCUGUUCCCUUGUUCAUGAGUGUACCAAUGACGAGGAGCGCACCUUGUGGUCAACUCUUGGAGAGGCCUGGACUAUGAGCAGCGAUGAUUGGCGAGGCGACUGUCCACCAUUUAACCCCAAAUUCUCCGAUGGUUGGCAACCAUACGGUCCUACAACAUUAAAUCAUGUUGGUAUGACUAAAAAUCAGGGUCGGGUUACAAUGCCAAACGCCCUUGGUGCAGUUGUCUACACAGGUCCUAAAGCCAGUCGAAGCACGAUUCUCAACAAUGAAAAUGUCAUCAAAGAACAACGCAAGAUCGUAAAGACUAAAACGACCACAACGACCAGCUGGGACCAAGAACAGCGGAUAUUUGUAAGCCAGUUACAGGACAGAAAUGCCAAGGUCUUCUAUGUCGUAAAUGAGAGAGCCAUAAUUUUCAACGACCAGGAACUUGUCCUAAAAAAGGGCGAAUGCGUGGAGGUGCUGGAUAAUGCCCGACAAUGGUGGAAGGUACGCAACUGCCAUGGCCAGAUUGGCUAUGCCCCUCAUACUAUACUCCGAACAAACAUGAAUGAAAUGGUUGGAGCAUCCGUCGUCAAUGGCCGAAUAGACGUGGAAUCUUCUGGCGUUCGUCUCAGCCAGAUGCCCACUUAUGAAGAACGGGGAUAUAUAGCUAGUGCUAGUAG
Messenger RNA from Owenia fusiformis, 1419 nucleotides. NCBI's taxonomy places the organism in Eukaryota, Metazoa, Annelida, Polychaeta, Sabellida, Oweniidae. The record is from the annotation of a GenBank genome assembly.